Molecule: messenger RNA, 2724 nt
Organism: Serendipita indica DSM 11827
Lineage: Eukaryota; Fungi; Basidiomycota; Agaricomycetes; Sebacinales; Serendipitaceae
Source: the annotation of a GenBank genome assembly
AUGGUGUCAACUUUGGGCACUCAUUCUUUCAGUUUGCUUGGGUCUUUCAAUGUUCCCCCAGAUACCCGUCUGGUCAAGGGCGCUUGCAAUCCUGAGAAGGAUCUUGCACUUUUAAUCCAUCGCUCCGAGCCUAGAAACACAAUUUCACUCUGGAAACUCCAAGGGGUGAAACGUUGGGAGAUUGAUGUGAUAGCCAACUUUGAUCAAGUUGGAUCAAUACGACACAUAGCUUGGAGCCCUGAUGGAAGCAAGUUCGCCGUGAGCCACCAUGUGAAGAGACUCACGGUCCACUCCCUUCUUGACGGCUGCGAAGAAUUUAGAUAUACUGAGACCACCAUUGGGGAGCAAGCAAAACCUGGUCAGAAGAUUGCCGCACUGACAUGGAUCAAAAUGCCAUGGACGCACUUUUGGAACACCGACAUCUCAAAACAGCCUCCAUCUCAACUAUAUCGACGAGGAUACGAUGAUCCAGGUUCUGCUCUAUAUCUCUUGAGGGCAUUACCUGAACUGGAUUACAAGGAGCCUCUUGUGGAGAAGCCAAGUCCAACCGAGCUUUCCUCGAGUCAUCGUGCACCGAGACUCAUCUUAUCUCUUCCGGCGCACAAUUGGCCGUCACUCUUUCCGAAUCCCUCAGCCGCAUCGAUUGCCGCAGAGUCUGUCUUACCGAACGAAUCGUCCACGCAAACAGAUUCGAAUAAGAUCUGGUACAGUCUUCAAAGCAACACUUGUCUCUUCGCUGGGGAUAGCCACGGCAGUCUCUACCCAUUUCUACAUGGAACAUACGCAACAGGCGCGAUCGAAUCCAAGCCCACCUUUUCAAGCGUAUCAAGUAUUGUCACCGCAAAACAGUGUGCCUACUUCUCAAAACUCUCGAGCCAUGCAGAAGGAGUCAUGCUAGACCUGCAUGAGCUGGACGAUCAAGAGUAUCAGAUUAGAAGUGUCCUAAGGAUAUCGAGUGCCACGAAGGAGCUCGUUCUGUAUGCUGCCCGAAACAUCGAGGAAGCAAGGAUCGCCUGGUCCGGAGGUGGUGGUCGCGAAGGCGCGAGAGAUCAAAACGAGAAGUGGUGUCGUAUGCUCGAGACUAUGCAGGCUCGGCAGGACCCUCCGAAAGUCAAGGGAGCCAAAGCCGACUUGAUGAACCUGCUGAUGAUUGGGAUUCCUCUCACUACAUGUCUAUCUGAUCAUCUGCAAAAUGGGAGCCAGACCACUGAACGAAACUUUAAGAAGUGGAAAAGUACCGUGGGAGAUACUUUGUCUCACAUCAAGCGCGUCAUUGAGCUGUCUUCCGUUGCUAUCCAAAGGACUGUGAUACUACUCAGGGACCUACAGGGACUGGCAGAAAUGGAUGAUGUAGCUCGACACUUUCUUCUUAACCGCAGCGCAAUCCAAGAAUGCAUCGACGCUGCAGAGACCACUUUAGAAACGUUAUCUCUCUUGGUUGAGACAAUCAGACGAGAGAAUAGAGGAUUCCAUCACUUUAUGAUAUGGUUACGAGGGUUAAUUCCCAAUCUUCCGCCACAAGAGUAUCCUCAAAAGGCAUACGAUGUAAUAGUCGUAAACGACUAUAUCUCGAACGGACUCUUUCCUAGCGCGAUUGAUCCCUUCUUCUCGCCACCACUGGAGCUAGCCACUCGGGAAACAGAAACAAAGCCAGCACCAGGGACGCUGAUUAUGGUGGCGACAGAUGCACGAGAGUACCUAAAGCGCCUCAAAGAGAGACGCAAAAACGACGCACAAACGCUACCACAAGCAUCACAUCAACAGCUCUCGACGCAGUGUAGCAUCGGAUAUCUCGUUUCUGAGCUCGGAAGCAAAUGCAAUCUAAUGUUCCAAAACAUCGCGUCGGCUAUCACCUCUGUUGAACGCCGAACCGUUGACGGAGCGUCGGUCUCGAGGCUGGGAGAUUGCGGGUUGUAUGUCCGCAGGUUCACUGAAUGGAAGUCUCUCAUGCUUCCUCCGGGUGUCAAGCAGAGUCUGUUUCGAGAAGAGAGCCUUCAAAUCAUGGGACCGCAGGACACACUACUACGCGAAACGAUAGUCACCAGCGACACAGGUGCGCGUCAAUACAUUCUUUUGCGGUUACCUGUCUAUGGCGAUUCCAAGACAGUUCAAAAUCUUCACCCCAUGAAGCGUACACAAAGCAUUUUAGUCAUGCGUCUCAUUCACGAGCGAGACCCUGCACAUACCGUAGAGGUGGCUGCCGUGAUCUUCAGUCUAAUCCUUACAACAAAUGUGUCGAACGGAGAAUCAGAAGAAGCAAUAGAAGAGAGCUUUGCGAAGGAAUCUAUAGUGGCUGACGCCCUGGACGUCCAAUUCUACGAUGAUACCCAUUUCGCCAUUGUCCUACAAACAAAGAGCUCUGAUGCGGGGCGGAUAUUGGCAUUGGUGGACUAUGCAUCCGCGGCAUAUCAUGUGGUGAAGGGUUUUGAAGACGUGAUAGAUGUUGAGAAGGAUAUUAUAAGGCUCUUUAUGGACAGUACACAUCCCACUCGACCGAUCGAACUUGGCCGUUCAUGCAUUGUCCCUAGCCUCCGAGGGGGAGACAGUGUCUCCCUAUCGGUCAAUAGCAAACGUGGUGUCGCCCUGUUGCUCGAUCAUCAAGCUGGGAGAUGUCACGCAUACGACCUCACGAGCGAUGAAGGAAUGGACGAGACAAUCGACGACGGUCAAACUAGAGAUGAAACGAGCUCCACGGUCGACGAAGAAAACUCGAUGGUCAUGUAA